Molecule: messenger RNA, 7944 nt
Organism: Pristis pectinata (smalltooth sawfish)
Lineage: Eukaryota; Metazoa; Chordata; Chondrichthyes; Rhinopristiformes; Pristidae
Gene: ube2g1a
Product: ubiquitin-conjugating enzyme E2G 1a (UBC7 homolog, yeast)
Exons: 6
Coding region: 15-647 (210 amino acids)
Biological process (GO): protein polyubiquitination; proteasome-mediated ubiquitin-dependent protein catabolic process
Molecular function (GO): ubiquitin conjugating enzyme activity
Source: RefSeq, a predicted model, not a curated record
UGUUCGCGGCGCGCAUGCGCGGAGCGGGCCGGAGAGGAGAAAACUUGAGGAGGGAGCGGGCGGUCGGUCGGUCGGUCGGGAGCUGGUGGCGUCGGCGCCGAUCGCAGCCUUUGUGCGCUUCACGGCCGGGUAACAUGACAGAGCCGCAGUCGGCCCUCCUACUCCGCAGGCAACUGGCAGAGCUGAACAAGAAUCCUGUUGAUGGUUUCUCAGCAGGAUUGAUCGAUGACAAUGACCUAUACAGAUGGGAAGUACUUAUCAUAGGUCCUCCUGACACUCUAUAUGAAGGUGGUGUGUUCAAAGCUCAUCUCACCUUCCCCAAAGACUAUCCCCUCAGGCCGCCAAAGAUGAAAUUCAUCACAGAAAUCUGGCACCCAAAUGUUGAUAAGAAUGGUGAGGUAUGCAUCUCUAUUCUUCAUGAGCCUGGUGAGGAUAAAUAUGGAUAUGAAAAGCCUGAAGAGCGCUGGCUGCCAAUCCACACCGUGGAGACGAUUCUUAUCAGUGUGAUUUCAAUGUUGGCAGAUCCAAAUGGAGACUCGCCGGCUAAUGUGGAUGCAGCGAAAGAGUGGAGGGAAGACCGCAAUGGUGAAUUCAAAAGGAAAGUUGCACGUUGUGUAAGAAAAAGUCAGGAGACUGCAUUUGAAUGAAUUUAUUUGCCAGGAAGCUCGUUUCAGGUUUCUGAGUUGCAGGUCUCCAAUUAAGAACUAACAUGGCACUGACUUUCUGCACUCAAGCCACCAACUGUUGGACUUCAAACUAGUAAAAGUUGAUAAUCCUGGAUUGGCGUUAUGGAGCAAUGAGUGAAUUUUUGCCAUCAUUGUGGAGUAAAGCCUAUUGUGCCAACUUUGGGGGGGUGGGGAAAGGGAUGAAAACAAUGAUGCAUCAGGAUUCCUGUGAACUGCUUUGAUCUUCAGGAGUAAUUGUAAAGAACUGUACAUAGCACAUUAUCUGGAUAUUCUAUAUACAGUCUUAGAUGCCCACAAUAUGCAUUGUACCAAAUUACAGCUUAGUUAGAAAAUCGUGUAAAUUCUAAAAAAUUUUAGCAAGGGGGCUUUGUGCAUUCAUUUUUCUUAAUUUACUAUUAAAAAAAAGUUGUUUAAAAAAUGGGUCCUGCACUGUAAAAAUAAGUUGCAUUUCUCAGUUUUUAAAAUGGAUUCCACAGUGAAUGUUUUAACCAGCUGUUCUGGCACUGCAUUAACACAUGGGUGCCCUCUGAUAUUUUGACCAUGUAUUGCCGAUCUUCACAUGUAUUUAAGAUGCUAAUUCUUCUGGUUUUACAGUGAUGGGUUAAAGUUUAUACCUGAAUUUGUAAUUAGGCAGGUGAAUUCAUUAGUCUUCACUGCCCAACUGAUGAACCAAAUUUUUCUGAAGCUUGGUUUCUGUGAAGAAUGUCUGGAGUAGGUUUGCAUGUUUAGGUGUAGACUUUCACCCUUCUAAGUGGGCAGUUGGAGGAUGUUGUGUUUUCCUUUCUAGCUAUACUGCAGAUUUUCUGCCUGAUGUACAAAGACAAAUGGUGAUGUAUAUUUUCAUGUAAUUUGAUUUUUGGAAUUCUGUCACAUGUAGUGAAAGUUCUUCCAAAAUACAAUUCUUUUCCAAUAAGAGUUGUCGGUUUCAAUUAUGUAAAGGCGCUCAGAUGCACCUGGUUUUUGUUUAAAAUAUACACACGUUGCUAUUAAAUUGAAAACCAGGAUGCAAGCAGAUUGAACUCUAACCAAACCACCAUAUUUUAAUGCAAGAGCUUGUAGUUUUUCCAAAGAUGACAUUUAUAGUGGGCUUGAACACAGUUAAGAUGUUGGCAUAAAACUCCAUUGAUCUAUUUUUGCUGCUUGAAUCUCUUGUGCAGGAUCUUAAAUAUCUGUUCCAUGGCAUUCAGAAUAGCAGGUGUGCAAAAAGCAUGACUGGUAUAAUCUUGUGCUGUUUUCUUGGUUGUCCUUGUGAAUAAUGUACUUAAUGAAACUUACGCUGUGACUUUCUAAGCCUGUGUGAAACGGCCAAUAUAAAUUUAAGAAUUGGAGAAGUUUAAUAUCAGUGAUUCCAAAAUGAACACUAUAUUUAAACUCAAACCAGUAUGAAACUUCAUUUUGGAAUCUGGUACAAUUAUAAAUUGAGGUGCACUGGGUCUUUAAAUCAGAAUACAGGACAAUUUUUGAUCUGUUAUUUAAGCCCUCAGCUUUUUUGUUAAAGCCUGCUGAAACUGGGGGGAAAAAACUUAUUUCGUAAAAUUUGGAGGGAAGAUGAAAUAGCUUUGGGCAUUUAGGGCUAUGGUUGAACAAGCUGCUCAUAAGAUGCAACAUUAUCAAAACCAAGAAACAAGUUGUAUCUGUAACCUAGUUUUUUAAAAAAAUCCUAGACUUGAUUCCUUGCUUGUUCAGAAGUGACAUUAUUUCAGAUUUCAAAAUAAUGGAAGGGAAUUCAUGCCUCUAGAAACCCAGAACAAAGGUAUACCCUAGGCAAUUUGAACUAAGCUGUUUAUGUAAGGAAACGUGCUUUGAUUUUUGCAUCAAAGGGCUCUUAAUACUAUGUUGGUGCUCUAUAAAGGAAGGAUAUCAAGUUCUGGAUAUGACCAUGAAUACGCUAAUGAAUUUAUUUUCUAAGUCUAGAUUUUUAUGCAAGUUUGUAGCUCUUAGGGGGUUUUGGGUUCCUUGUUGGUUAUAGAGAUUGAUCAAAUCUGUGGUAUUUGAUGCUUAUGAGCUACUUUAUUCAAUAGCUCACAAGACUUAAUCGUGUCAUCCAGGCCAAGAAACUGCAUGUGACCUAAGAAACCAACACCCUUUCUGCCAGAAAUAUCUUGGUGCGACAUGCCAUUGCUACAUCAAGCUAUUCAUCAAGUAUUACAUCUUGCAAAGGCAGUUGCAUUUAAAAACUUGAUGCAAUGCUGACAUUUAGUUUACUUUCAAAAGUUCACAAGUUCUGCUCAUCCAGUUCAAGAAACCAUGAACACUUCUUAGCAUUAACAUUCUAUACAACUCUGUUUCAUUUAAAUGUCCAUUUUGCUGUGUCAGACCACUAAAUGGUCGACAUGCUUGAAAGUAGUUAAUAAGUAGUGUGCUACCAAUGCAGCAGUAUAAACUGUUCUCUGAAUGUAUUGGUAUAAUGUCAGAACUGGUGAGGUUUAGAUUUGAACUCCUGAAUCUGCUGUCCAAGAACAUCAAUACAAGCAGGAGAAGGCCACCUAGCCUUUAUUUGCUCCGUCAUUAAUGUUGUGGCUGAUCUUUUGUCUGCAAUCUGAAAUCCUUAGAUUAGUAUCCAAAAACCUAUUGAAUUUAUACUUGGGUGAUUUUUAUUUUUUGAUUGAGGGGGAGGGGAAGAAUUCCAAAGGUUCAGUAUUCUGGGUCCUGCACCAGUUUGGAAUAAGCCCCCAACAAAGUUUGAGGUAGAAAGAAUGGUAACAACACUUGGUAUUGUUGAAAUACCAAUGCUUAAAGUUUGGAAAUUUUAGGUGAUUUGGCAGAAGGCUGCAGAAGAUAUGGGGAUUAAAUUACAAUCUGAGUAAGAACUGUUGGGUGAUUGUGCAGAAUUGGAGUGUAGGUUAUUUUGUUAUGUGACGUGGCUAAGGUAAAGGCCAUUGCAUCUUUUAAGGGAGAAGUGAAUAUUUUAAAGCAGACAGUGGUGUCUUUGGUGGGCAGAACAUGGGGAUCGGUUUUAUGGCUUUCUGGGGUCAAUUUGUUUUCUGUUUCAGCUGUAAAGUGAAUUCCUGGACUUCAGGAAAAGCCAAAAGCUCCUCAAAUCUGUCAACGUUGACUCCUUUUGAGAGUGCUUGAAGAGCUGGCUGAUCCUGUGGGGACCCCACAAUUAUUCAUACUCGGGAUAAAGAUCUGGGAGGCUAAUCAGGCAAAAGGUUCCACAGGUAGAGCUAAAUCAGUAUUUGAUUACAACUAAACCUACUGCCAAGCAUCCUGACUUAAUUGUAAAUCCUUUCCAAAUAUUGCUAUGGUCACAGUAAAGAUCAUCAGCAGUUUAUGGAUCGGUUGUCAGUGAGCAACUGGGGGAGAGGAGGUAAGAGAGAACAAAAAUAUAAGAUUGGCAUUCUUGCAAGAAGACGAGUGUGUUCUUGAUCAUAAAAUGCAAUAAAGUAAAUAGCUGGGUGGUUGCACUUGACCCUCAACUGCCCUACCAUUCAAUAUGAUCAUGGCUGAUCCUAUUUCUAUUUGGGUUGUGGGUGAUUGCAAAGUAUGCAUUUCUGAGAGCCAGGCAUGAACAUAGAAUUCUCAGACUUCUGGUAACUGCUCCCCCCGUCCCGUUUUCCCCUUGUUUUCUCUCUCCUCCUGAUCCACCCAGCCCUCAUCGCCCUGCACUUACCCCUCCCCCCCACCCUCUCCCUCUGCCCAUCGCCCACACAUCCCUCCCACUGGUUCCCCUCCCCACUUCCCUCCUUUUUUUAUUUCAUGCUCCACCUUCCUACCAGCUUCCAAAAUAUUCAGGCCUUUGUCACUUGCGCCUGUCACCUCCCAGCUUCUGACAUCAUUCCCACUCCCCCCUCCCUCACCUGCCUAUCGCCCCAUCACCUGCCAGCCCUUGCUCCACCCCUUCCCUCCUCCUUUUUCUACUGGCCAUCUCCCCCUUUCAGUCCGGAUGAUGGGUCUCAACCCACAAUGUUAUGGUCCGUUUCUCUCCAUAGAUGCUGCCUGACCUGCUGGGUUCCUCCUGUGCUUUGAGGUGCUCCAGAUUCCAGCAUCUGCAGUCUCUCGUGUCUCCAUUUUACUGCAUGAGCUCCUUUAAAUUUUUUUGCAAAUGAGAUCAUAGUUGUAGUUAUGCAGCACAGAAACGGGGCCCAUCGACCCAACUCGUUCACGCCGACCAAGGAGUCUUCCUGAACUAGUCCCACUUGCCUGCAUUUUGCUGAUAUCCCUCUGAACCUUGCAUAUCCAUGAACCUGUCCAAAUGUCUUUAAACAUUUGUAAUUGUACCCACUCUACCAGUUCCUCUGGCAACUUGUUCCAUAUACCCACCAACCUCUGUGUGUGUGUGUGUGUGUGUGUGUGUGUGUGUGUGUGUGUGUGUUGGGGGGGGGGGGGGAAGAGAGGGAAAGAAUCUUGCCUCUCGGGUCCCCUUUGAAUCUUUACCCUCUCACCUUAAACCUUAUGCCUUCUAGUAUUAGACUCCCCUAAUGUGGGAAGGAAGCCUACCAUCCAACUUAUUUAUACCUGUCAUGAUUUCAAACCUGAGAAAUAAUGGGAGUUAAACUUGUGCCUAAGCCACACUGCCAACUUAGUGUGCUGUAGUAGCCUUGUAUGGACAAAAUUUAAACAGGAAUUAUGGCACAGGAGACCAUUUGGCCAUUGUUUAUAGAACUAUCCAGUUGGUCAAAUUCCCUUGCUUUUUGCCCACCUUUCCUUGCCCAUUAACCAUACCCUGUAAAUUUUCUAAUGCUUAUCCAAUUCACUGAGGUUUUGUACACAUUUAUUUUCAGAGUUCAAGAUUAUACCUCUCUGCAUUAUUCUCGUGUCUGCCCCCCUGCUGCCCUCCACCCAGUAACUUUUGCCCAUUCUAACUUGGUUACUGCAACCUUAAUGGAUGGUUUAACUCGAAACCUGAAAGUGAGCUGGCCGUAACUGUAAUUUGGCAUCUUCAACAUUUCAUCUUCAAUGUUAUAUGGGAGAGGCUGGUGUUUUUCCAGUAGCAAAGCACUGAGAAGAUAUUUGAUAAGUAUAAAUUAUUGUAAAUGGAGGUUUCCAUUUCCUCUCCUACACAGCUCUAAAAUUCAAAUCUUCAAAAACUGAAGUAUAAUUGAUGCAAUUGAAGAAUCUGGUGAAGUGGAUAAUGAUUUAAUUAAGUAGCCCAACACAAGCUAUUGGUUACUUCCAGCCUUCGGGGGUGGGGGGUGCAGAAUCCUCCUGCAUCAUGCAACCUACAGUAAACCACAUGUGCUUGCUGCCUUCUAGAUGUAAAAUCAGAUCCCAGAAUUCAGAAUGGUAUAAAGCUAACAUUCCUAGCAGUGACAGAAGGGAAAACCUAAUGUACAUAAUACUGUUGACACUGGAAAUCCAACAUGCCUUAGUUGGCUUAAGUUGUAUCAAAGCCUGUCACAACUUCCUAGAAUGAGGUGGGUGAGGAAAGUAAAUGGUGUGAUUUUAGUAGAUGGUUCAGCUCUGAGGCAGUGGAAGGCAUUAGAGAAGCACUGCAAUGUAAUUCUAGGUUUGGCCACAUGUAGUCAUCAUUUUAUAAAUUCUUUCAUUUCUUUGCAGCAGGUUGUGCUCUCCUAGCCAAUCCUGUUGGAAUUCAUGAUUGUAGAAUAGUUAUUCGUGUUGGCAAGAAGCUCAUUCUUUGGUAUCUUGGAACAAAAGCAGAAACCUAGCAUAAGAGCUUGUUAAAUUGAAUCAGAGAAAUACAGCACAGAAAUAGGCCUCAGUUCACGUGCUGACCAUCAGCCAUGCAUUUGCACUAAUGCUAUAUUAAUCCCACUCUUCAUUUGCCCUACACUCUUAACUCCCCUCCUCUUCCGUCCCACCCCCAUAGAGUCUACCACUCAUCUACAUGCCAGGGGCAUUUUACAGUGGCUGAUUAACCUACCAACCUGCUUGUCUUUGGGAUGUGGAAGGAAAUCCACAUGGUCAUAGGGAGAAUGUGUGAACUCCACUCAGACACCACCCAAGGUUGGUACUGUACUUGGAUCUCUGGUGCUGUGAGGCAGGAGCUCUAUGAGCUGCACCACUGCUAUCAGUACUGAGACUUCAGUCUUGUACACUGCUGAUCUGGCCAUUCACUGCAUUGUUUUUGAAUCCUCCCAGCUGUAACUGGGCAGAUACUGGGGACUGAUGAUCACAGAGCAGCAGUGAAAGUGUAAGAUAAAAUACAAGCUGCAUUAGUAAUCCUCUGAGGGAAAACUGAGCAAUCCAGUAUUUCAGAGAUAGGAAUUGAUCUGGCUUAAGAUGAACACUGGAGCCAAUGAAGACGAAGCACUCCUGGCCUUGGUUUAAGUUGGUCAUUCUCAGUACUGUUGGCUGCCCUAGAGAAGAUAGCAGGCAAACAAGUGAUAGAUUGUUAAAUUGUAUUGGAGGUAGACAAUAAAAGGAGAAUGUAGUUGUAUUUAUUGGUUCCAAAUGUACCAUGCACAUAGUAAAUAAGAGUUGGCUAUUAUCCCCCUCUGGCUCCACCAUUCAUCGAGAUCACGGCCGUCCUACUCCAAUAUCCUUAUGAAACCUAUCCAUUUGAUUUGAAUGUGAUCAGUUUCAGAGCCUCCCUUGAGUGAAGAAAUUCUUCCUCAUUUCAGUCUGGCAGAGCUGUUAUUACCUAGUUCUAAACUCCAGGGGAAACAGCAUAACUGCAUCCAAUCUGUUGGAUCCAUCCUGCUUUUUCAGUAAGGUUACUUCACAUUCCAAAGAAGAGGCCUAGCCUACUGCCUUUCUGUCUAUCAGACUUGACAUCCUAGAACCCAGGCUGAUGAAUCGUCUCAGAGAGACACACAAGAGACUGCAGAUGCUGGAAUCUGGAGCAAGACAACAAGCUGCUGGAGGAACUUGGUGGGUGCGGCAGUAUCGGUGGAGGAAAAUGGACGUUCAAUGUUUUGAGUCAAAACCCUUCAUCUAAACUGAAGGGUCUUGACCCGAAUUGUCAACUGUCCAUUUCCCUCCAAAGAUGCUGACACUCACUGAGUGCCUCUAGGGUGGAUCGUCACAUGUCUACCAACUUUAUGCCUUUUACAUCAGAUCUGGUGCGAAGUAUCAGAAUUAAUGAUAACUGUGGCGUAUCUCUUCACUUAAAGCAGGAGGAGGUAUUUUCCUUCAAGUCGAAAGCAUCUCAAGUAGACUUCUGAUAUUGAAAGUAGCCAAAAACCAGGAACUCUGAUUCUUGAGGCAGCCUGAGCCGUUCCAUAGAUGAGGAUGUUGCAAAUAGAAUGGUUGAAUGCUUUUCACUCUUGUGUGCUUCUGUAAAAGUCUGUAAUUAUCAAAAGCAGUAAAUUGGUUUCAUUAGAAAAUUAACUUUUGAAUAAAAUGAUUUGAAGAA